Ictalurus furcatus (blue catfish) is the source of this 3076-nucleotide messenger RNA. RefSeq names its product RAB8A, member RAS oncogene family (gene rab8a). The record is from RefSeq and is a predicted model, not a curated record. The coding region runs from base 77 to 700 and encodes 207 amino acids. The transcript is spliced from 8 exons. Lineage: Eukaryota; Metazoa; Chordata; Actinopteri; Siluriformes; Ictaluridae. Gene Ontology annotation, molecular function: GTP binding; GTPase activity. Gene Ontology annotation, cellular component: plasma membrane; dendritic spine; trans-Golgi network transport vesicle. Gene Ontology annotation, biological process: regulation of exocytosis; protein secretion; neurotransmitter receptor transport to postsynaptic membrane.
CUCUUUGCUCUGUGCUGUUGAGUACGCGGCGCCACUUAGAAAAUUUGCCGGGCGGGAUUUCCGCAAAUUAUCAAGUAUGGCGAAGACUUACGAUUAUUUGUUUAAACUGCUGCUGAUCGGGGAUUCAGGAGUCGGGAAGACCUGCGUGCUGUUCAGAUUUUCAGAAGACGCGUUUAACUCGACUUUUAUCUCAACUAUAGGUAUCGAUUUCAAGAUUAGGACGAUAGAGUUAGACGGCAAGAAGAUCAAGUUACAGAUAUGGGACACGGCAGGACAGGAGCGAUUCAGGACAAUCACAACGGCGUAUUACAGAGGCGCUAUGGGCAUUAUGCUGGUGUAUGACAUCACCAAUGAAAAGUCCUUCGACAACAUCAAGAAUUGGAUUAGAAACAUAGAAGAGCAUGCAUCAGCAGAUGUGGAGAAGAUGAUUCUGGGCAACAAAUGUGACAUCAAUGAUAAGCGACAAGUUUCCAAAGACAGAGGAGAGAAGCUGGCGUUAGAGUAUGGCAUCAAGUUCAUGGAGACGAGUGCGAAGGCCAACAUCAACGUGGAAAAUGCAUUCUUAACACUCGCCAGAGACAUUAAAGCGAAGAUGGACACGAAACUGGAGGGUAACAAUCCUCAAGGCAGCAAUCAAGGAGUGAAGAUCACCACCGAGCAACAGAAAAAGAGCAGCUUCUUCCGCUGUGUUCUACUGUGAAGACCAAGGCCUUACUGUCCUCCACCCUGGGGCUGAACUCAACUGGACUGUGCUCUUGAUUUUAGCACCUCUCUCUCUCUCUCUCUCAGCACCUCUCUGCUUCCAGCCCUAGUGCUGCUGGAGUGCUCAGCUCCUCUCAUCUGCUUCCACUGAUGCGUGGUUUCUUCCAGCUUACGGCCAUUUUCCUGAUGAGGCCAUAGCAAGCUUGCCUAGUGUCUUUUUUUUCUUCUUCUUCUUUUUUUUUCUCCAAUUAUCAUUGUCUUCAUGACUAAAGAUUGCACCAUUAAUAACACAUUCCCAUUUACUCUCAAGUCUUAUCAGUCCUCUUUCUGUGCCACAGAAGUGGACAAUUAUGUCCUUCUGGGGUUGGAGAAGGGUCAAGGAUCAUUUCUCCCUGCUUUCCUUCAUAGGAAAUCACCAAACAGUAUAGUUUACAGGAAUCGCAAACAAACAGAAAAAGUUGUUGCUUCAUUUUGCGCUGACAUUUUUGCCCCAUCGUGAACUUUUAUGGUUCAAUUUAAAUGCAGUGAACAGUAUUUAUUUAUUUUCCCCCAGAAGUAAUGUAGCGUAGAUGUUCUGAUUUUGUGAUCAUUCAGCUGUGUAACCAACUAAUAGAACAAUGGGAUUUUUUGCCUUGUUAUUAACUGCCCACAAGAAAAUAUACACAAACCAACCUCAGCCUUUGGUUCAACGUUUCUAAUGUCCGAGCUGCAGUGAAAAACCUGAAUAUUUACUCCGAUCCAAGAUUAGAAAUUGAAUUCAAGCCUUAAGGAAAAAAAAAACCCCCAUGUAUCUUUGUCAUCUCUUUUUCAGUGUUGCCUUUUAUAUCGCGUCUGAUUUUGCUUAGAAAAGCAGACGUGUUAUUUACGCAACAGGAAACAGCUGGGUUUUUUCUUUCUCUUUCUCUAAGGUUUGACUAGACUCUUAACACACUCGUCACUUCAUGUUAGAUACCAUAGAUGGCAUCAGGCACCCAGUAAGACAUUCCCUGCCCAUUUCCUGUGUGCACUUAAAUUAUUAUAGUUCAUAUGACUGGACUUAUCUGCACAGAGAACAGCUGCUCAUAUCAUUUAUGUUGGCAGCUGCUUCGUCUUCAUCUUUGCUGACGUUAUAAACGUGUAUCUUAAUCAGAGCUAGCAAUAGGCCAGGAGAGCCGUUAACUUACCAGCGCUGAGAGACCUGUAAUAUUUAAAACAAAAACAAAAAAAGUGAAGGAAUAGUUGCUUCUAGAUUAGGAGUUUUAUAAAUACAGUGUUUUACAGUUUCUUUUCUGGGAAGCAGAGAGAGAUCUCACCGAGACGAGCGCCGCUUUCUUUUGUUUCGAUGAAAGCUUGAGAUAAUGAAAAGCUGGUUUGAAUGAAAGGAACUUUAGCACUUUUUUUUUUUUUCCUUCCCUUCCCUUCCACCCCUUUCCAAAGAGUCUAAAUGUAUCUACUUCCUAUAUGAGUUUGUCCACGUCUCCAUAUCUCCCACUCCAGCCCACAUCCUGUGUACCUCCUUCCUUUGAGAUUUCCUAACAUUCUGCCAUUUGUCUUAAUUACUAAUACUUGAUCUCUCAUUAUAGAUCUAUGCAUUAUGAAGGUGACAUUUUUGACCUCUUGUAUUUUUGCGUAUUUCUUUCUCUCUCGCCUCCCUCUCUGCAGUAGGUUUUUUUUUUUCUUCCGUGACACUUCUUAAAGACAUUCCCAUAGUCUCUGUGUAUUUUUUUUGUUUGUUUGUUUUUGUUUUUUUGCUUUUGUCAAGCGCUUUUGUGCAAUUCAGUGACUCUUUAAUAAUAAGAGACUUGUAUAGAGUGUAUCGAGUGAGAGAUGUAGUUUUCACCACUCAGUGUGUUUUACGUCAAUAACCUGUAACGCAGCACUGGACCUGGCUUUGAUGUGACCAGCAUAACGGCUCGAUCCAGCGGUUUCGUUUUAUUUCCCCUUUCUGUGCACUCUUGUACAGAUUUGGUCAAGUAAAAAUAUUUGGAGAGGAGACGAUUUAUUAAACUGGUAGUACUUCCUGAAGUGUCAGCAGUUUUGCCAGCUGCGUCAAGCCUCUUCAAGCAGUUAAUACCGUUCGACUGUCAGAUCUUUGUUUCUUUUAUUUUAUUUUGAAUUCACUGUCCUUCAUAUCCUUUUCAUUUCUUUUAUACAAACGUUCAUUUAAUUUUUUUGAUCGCGAGGUGAACGGGGAGAAGAAAGUUGUUACAUUUUGGAAAAAAAAUCAAUAAAAACAACAAAAAAAGGAAAAUUGUAAAUAACACUCUAAAAAGAGAUCUACUUUAAUUGUACUGUACUUUCUAAAAAAAAAAAAAAAAAAAUCAUGUUGAAAAAUUGUCUACAGUUUUGUAGAUAUCAGUGCUUUUGAUUUAUUAAAAUAAGAUUCUUUUAAGAA